Messenger RNA from Cucumis sativus (cucumber), 1790 nucleotides. Its product is annotated as protein FATTY ACID EXPORT 3, chloroplastic. NCBI's taxonomy places the organism in Eukaryota, Viridiplantae, Streptophyta, Magnoliopsida, Cucurbitales, Cucurbitaceae. The record is from RefSeq and is a predicted model, not a curated record. The transcript is spliced from 7 exons. The coding region runs from base 257 to 1243 and encodes 328 amino acids. Gene Ontology annotation, cellular component: membrane.
CUUGAGAAUGGAACCACCAAAAAACAUUUGAUUGAUAGAUAAGUGAUUCUUCCCACCAAACCCAAACGCCUAAACGCCAAAAAGAUCAAAACUUCCUCAUUGUAUUUCACACAAAAUUUCUCCUUCCCUUACUCUUCUCUCUCCUUCUCUAACCCCCAUUUCUAUAAAACCCUAAUCCUUUCCUCCUCUAAACCUCGAACCCCUCGCCAUAUCCCUUCAUCUCUUACCUUCUUCCCCUUUCUCUGCAUUUCUGCUAAUGGAGUCGCUUCUGGUUCUCAAUUCCACCCCAUGCGCCGGUGACGCUUCCCCUUUGAACCUCCACAAGCCUGCUGCUGCUGCUGUUCCUCUCCGCUCCCGCCCCUCCUCGUCUCUGCGGCUUGAUCCUUUGAUGGGUUUUGGUGCUUGUAAGGUUUCCUUUGUUGCUAAUACUUUUCAGCGUAAUGGGUUUCUUUCGCCGUAUCGAAAGUGUACAUUGAGUCGACGGGUUCUGGCGUUUGCUGCGUCCCAUGAAGAGUCGCAUUCAGAAACUCAAGGGAAGAACGAAGGAAAAGAUUUAGAAUUUGAUGCUGAAAAGGCACAAGAGUUGUGGAAAAAUGCUUUAGAUUCCUUCAAGGAACAAGCUGUGAAGAUGAAAGCAAUUUCAAAGGAUGCGUAUGAUGAAUACUCUGAGAAAGCAUUAGUUGCUCUGAAUGAAACUUCAAAGCUUUUGAAAAUUCAAGCUGAUAAGGCAAAGGAUGAUUUGGCUUUAAUAGUGCAAGAAUUCAGUGAAGAAAGUAAAGAAUAUAUUGCCACUGCCACAGAGCGUUAUCCUGAAGAAAUCAAGGAGAUUGUGGAAACAUUUACUUCUCCCACUGACGACUUAAGUGAUAUUUCAAAAGUUCAUGAAUUCUAUUAUGGGAUACCAUACGGACUGGUUCUUUCUGUUGGUGGUUUUGUUUCCUUCAUGCUAACGGGAAGUCUUGCUGCAAUUAGAUUUGGAGUGAUACUUGGUGGUGGUUUGUUGGUGUUGAGUAUUUUGAGCUUACAGUCGUACAAAAGAGGACAAUCACUUCCACUUGCUCUGAAGGGGCAAGCAGUGAUUGCAAGUGUUCUAUUUCUUAGAGAGUUGCGCUUGCUGUUUCAGAGACCAUCAUUUUUUAGUCUUCUGACUACUUUGAUCAGUGCAACUAUGGUCACACUAUAUUUCUAUAGGAUCGCUCUGAAUGCUCGCAUCAAAAAAGGAAAAGAUUUCAGGACAGAAUGAAAUCUAGUCAGGAGAAAGUUCACCAAAUCUCCAUAUCUUCAUGAUCUGAAAACCACAGUUAGCAUACUUGAAGAAAAUAGUUUCUGCUUGUUCAGUUAAAAAGAAAACUUGGAAAGAAAUGGUAUGAUGCUGCUAAGGCUAAGAGUUCCAAGGAAGUAGACCAUGAGGUUGAAUUUCGAUUGGGAAAAAGGGUAUGGAAAUUUGGAUUAUGAUUAAGUUUGAUGGUAGGGUAGUAUUUUACAUUUAUGUUUUGCUAGCUGGUUUUUAAGAGCAUCAAAGAAAUGGAUUUAAUAUCUCUUUCUUUCUUUCUUUCUUUCUUUCUUUCCUUCCUUUCUUUUUGAGAGUUCAUUUUUCUCUUUUAUUGAGUGUCGACAAGAGACACAACAAUGUGAAGGAGCCAGCUGAGUGGAAGAGAUGGUUGAAAAAAACUGGCAACUCCCAAGUAAAUUUGAAUGUGUUUUAACGUUUUGUUGACUCCAAUUGUACUAAAAAUAAUUGUAAAACUGUUGAGAGAAAUGAAUCCACGUGAUUUAAUGUGGUUUCCUAA